Messenger RNA from Rana temporaria (common frog), 1228 nucleotides. Its product is annotated as dynein light chain Tctex-type protein 2B-like. Gene Ontology annotation, cellular component: cytoplasm; cytoplasmic dynein complex. Gene Ontology annotation, biological process: microtubule-based movement. The transcript has 5 exons. Gene Ontology annotation, molecular function: dynein intermediate chain binding. Lineage: Eukaryota; Metazoa; Chordata; Amphibia; Anura; Ranidae. The record is from RefSeq and is a predicted model, not a curated record. The coding region runs from base 136 to 732 and encodes 198 amino acids.
UGGAUAUAGUGCUUUUUAUGUAUAAACAAAGAUCAGUCGCUGGAGCCGUUGAGAAGCUUAUAUACCAACAGUCGGCGCCACCAGACAGAGAUCGGUCCCCACCAGUGCACAGCGUCCCAGGAACCAGCGACCACCAUGACCUCCAAGCCUGAAGGGAAGAGGCCCUCUGUGGCCAGCGUUAGAUUGGGAGCCAAUGGAGACCCCGCAGACAAAGCGCUCCAGAAAAUGGCUUUGUUCCGGAAGGCCCCCCUGGGCAAUGUGUCUAUCACUAACCAGAACUCCUGGAGUAUAGCGGGGCUCCUGGUCGCCCAGAGGAUGACAAAGAACCUAAAGGAGAGAAGGGCUCAGAAAGUGGCAAAGAAGACUGAAAUUAUAUUGCCGCAGCCUCCCUCAUUCGCCUCUCGGCCCCCUGAGAAGGUCCAGUUGUCAUCCAUCAAGCAAAUUCUGGAGAGCUACCUCCCAGAGAGGAUCGGGGAAAUGAAGUAUGACCACACCAAGAUCCCCUCCCUAGUGAAAGUGAUCAGCGAGGAAGUCAGAGCUCAGGUGAAGAAGGUCUUACCCGCACGAUACAAGAUGCUAUGCGUGGUGACAAUGGGGGAGAGAGCCCAGGAGGACAUCGCCAUAGUUAGCCGCUGCCUCUGGGACCCCCAUGCUGACAACUAUGUGGCCCACGUUUAUGAGAAUUCCACUAUUUACUGUGUGGUAGCUGUGUACACUGUAUUCUGUGAAUGACCCGGCCUUAUUGAGUACAGGAACCCCUUACAUCCUGCAGUGUGACUGUCCACCAGAAAGUUGUAUGUAACCCAUCUGUAAAUCCAAGGACCUUCUGUCACCUCUGUUUUUCUACAAAAUUCCAGAGUCCUGCAUGAUCAAGAUGGAUUUAACAAGCCUUUGUUAAAGCGGAUCUACACUGUAUCUGAACACCACAAAACAAAAACUCUAUUUAAUUAUUUUUAGUAUUCAAAGCAAACUCCCCCAUCCAUCCAUGUCUCCAUGCUUUAUUUUGCUGAGUAAUCACUUUCUAGCCAUCUUGAGUAAGGGCAGAUUUAUGUAGCAUUUUUUUCCUGGAGUCCAUAUGCCCUUACCUCAGGCAUGCAGGCAGGAGGGUGUGCCUAACAGAGAAAGCUCCUCCCCUGAAGACACCUGGGAUGUAUGACAUCAUUUGCCUAGGCUUAGAAACCAGGAGGUAAUGGAAGAAAUUGAUUAAAAAGUUUUAAACAAGUAAUUA